Messenger RNA from Anneissia japonica, 3160 nucleotides. Its product is annotated as amiloride-sensitive sodium channel subunit gamma-like. Bases 1080 to 2777 code for a protein of 565 amino acids. Gene Ontology annotation, biological process: sodium ion transmembrane transport. The record is from RefSeq and is a predicted model, not a curated record. Gene Ontology annotation, cellular component: membrane. The transcript has 9 exons. Gene Ontology annotation, molecular function: ligand-gated sodium channel activity. NCBI's taxonomy places the organism in Eukaryota, Metazoa, Echinodermata, Crinoidea, Comatulida, Comatulidae.
AUAUUUCAUGUGUUACAACAUACUGUACAAAUAAUUUUUUCUUAUUUUUUUUAAAUGUACCUAGGACCACAAGCCUGUGGUUCUUAAAUCUCACAGACGGCCAGUCAUCUACAACCACUGCUGGGACAUCGGAGCCUUAAAUACUUCACUAAGCCUGUAUUUUGAGAAAAAGUGAAUUGCUGUCUGAAAGUAUUAUUGGUUUAUGUUUAUUUUAAUAGUUUACAUUUACGUGCCAUCAAUUUUCUUGCUUAUUUUUUAUCCAGCUGCUGAGACAGCACGGGCCCUUCUUGCCGCUUUGGGCCGCUUAAAUGCAGCGUGACACGCCAAGCUAUACAAUCGAAAGCGUCGUUCGUAACAGACGAAAUGUUUUACUGUAUUCGGAUUCGUAACUUAUUUUGACAAUUAUUUAUUUUUGGCCCAGUAUGCUCCAAAUAUGCUACAAAACCAAAAUGGCCAGACAAGAAAGAAGCAUCUGAAGAAAUUUUAAAACUACCAAAGCUUGAAACUUUGUUGUGUACACUCGCAGAAUAUAGACACAGAUGCAUUAGAAAUUGAGCCAUAUUCUUUAGCGCCUUGGUGGCCCAUGGCCCGCCGUUUAAAAACGGACCGCGAGUUUAAAAUAUUUGGACCGCGAGAUAUCAGGAAUGUUUUCAUUGUCUCAUCUCUUAGGAAUAAGUCAAUCCGAUCAAAAAAGGCUAAGACAUCUCAUUUUACGAAGUUCCCCAACUGAUGAUGAUACAGAAAAAAGAGCGUUCAUUUCAGGUGGCAUGCCAUUUGCUCUCUCAGAUUGUGAAGUUAGUGCUGAAGAUGGGAAUUUUCUGAAAUAAGAGAAUAUUGAUUAUGGAUGUAUGGAUUCACAUUAUACAUGCUCCCUUUAAUUUAAAAUUAAUUGGUUCAUGUUUAAUUCUAUUUUCGAGAAGCUCUUCUUCAGAGCUAACUCAUUUGGAUUGAAUCGAAAUGAGUUCCUAUGGGUAUGGUACUGGAAAAGUUGCAGGUUUGAAUCUCGCCAGACACUUUUCUUACAACUGGAACUGGAGCUACGAUUCUAAUCGACAAGAUCAAGCAACACAAAUCUGACCAUGGAGCAAAGCAAAAUGGAAAAAUCUGUAUCGACAAUAGACCCACUAACGUUCCCGCAUGAGACGUAUCUGUCAAACACUAAAGAUGAACCAACAGAAGACGGCUAUGUGUCUAUAUUGAAGGAUUUUAGUACUAGCACCUCUGCACACGGAAUCCCGCAUAUUAUCACCGCUAAAAAUAUGUUCAUGAAAUUAUGCUGGUGUAUCGUCACUUCCGGUGCAUUGGCAGUGCUUCUUCUACAGGAGUACGACCUUUUGAAAGACUACUUUAGUCAUCCGUAUGCGACCAAGAUCGACCUCAUCACAAGAACGAAUUUAAUUUUUCCGGCGGUUACUGUUUGCAAUAUGAACAAAAUGCGUCGCUCGGCUCUGAAUGGAACGCGUUUUGAGGGUUUACUGGAGGUAGACGAUGGAACUGAUGACCAGACACAACAACCUGAAAAUACGUUCACUACAUUACAACAGUCUUACACACUGGACGGAAAUUCAGCAGAUAUUAAUGAAACAACCACAUUUGUAGAUGAUAGUAUUGUUCCUACAUCUGCAGCUAGUCAGGAAGAAUCUGCUGAUGAUUCCGUAACGGCGGGGUCAGUUCACGAGCGCCGUAAACGGAGAGCAAAGGAUACAAUAAAGCGUCGGACCCGCGACACGUCAUCUUCCUCUUCAUCAUCUUCCAGCGAGCGAUACAAUAAUUUUGAUUGGCUGGAUGAUUUUGAUUUUGAUGAAGAUGACUUUGUUGACGACGAUACCUAUGACUGGAAUGGGGUUAUGGACGAAAAUGAUUGGGAGGGUUUUUACGACAAUUCGAAGUCGGAAGAUUUUAGUGACAUACUAAACGUGGCCAAUCCAACAAAAGAAGAAUUACAAAAUCACGGCCACCAACCAGAGGAGUUUAUACUACAGUGCACUUUUGAUAAGAAGCCAUGUCUGCAAUUGACUCUUUUUGUUGAACAACCCGAGUACAUAGGACUGUUCUCCCAUAUGUCGGGUGUACGUGUAUCUAUCCACAAUACUUCUGUGGCUGUUUUCCCGGAAGACCAUGGAACAUUGGCGCCAACUGGAAUGGCAACAUUAAUCGGGAUAAAAAAAAAUUAUAUUGUACGCUUACCCCAACCACACGGCAACUGCUCAAAAGGCAAAGAUAUUCGAUUUAAUACCCAGAAUGCUGGGUACUCUCAACAACUCUGUAUACAGUCAUGUUUGCAAGAGGAACUACUAAAUAAGUGCGGCUGUGUCACUGAAAUUGGUCUCGAGGAACAUGCGCUUUGUAGUUAUCUGGAUUCAACACAACAAUUGUGUCGGCAAUUGAUCGAUUCAUUAUACAAUGAUGAUAAACUCAACUGUGAUUGUCCUGUUGCCUGCAGUGAGACUAAUUACGUAACAUCAUCAUCUAAUGCUGUGUGGCCGUCAGAGCGAUAUGAGGAGCAUCUGUGGAUACGGCUUGCAGACAAGAACAAAAAGGUUAAGCGGUUGUUAAAUAGUGUUGAGACUACAAGGUUAUUGUAUUCCUUAGUUUUUCUCUCUCUCUCCAAUCAGAUUUCCGGUAUCCUCGGAGCGUUUGGUGGACUCCUAGGCUUAUACGUUGGAAUAUCAGUCAUUACAAUCACCGAAGUCAUCGUUCUUUUGUUACAGUCCAUUGUAUAUUUUAUCAAACGAGCAUUCUGUAUGAAUAAAGUACAUCCAUUUAUCAACAAGUAAAAAUUAUAAUGACAACAAGAACGAAGAAGCUACCACAAUAAACGAAUGAUAAUUACAAAAAUUAAUUCUAAACCGUCCAUAUAGACCGAAGAUUAAACCUUAAUGUUUUAUUCAUUGUUGUUCAUAAGUAUUAGUUUGGUAAUAUGGUAUUUAUACAGUAUAUCUAUUUAGGUAUAAUAUGUUUGAUAACUAGAUAAUACAAUGAAAUAAAUAUUAAUUAAACGCAUCGUACCAUAAUACAGUAUAUGCGUAUUUUAUAUGGUCACCUCUAAUUCCGAGACCCCUCUAACGGGAGACAAAGUUACCACAUAUCAUAUGUUUUAUUCGUUGUUGUUCAUAAGUAUUAGUUUGGUAAUAUGGUAUUUAUACAGUAUAUCUAUUUA